Messenger RNA from Pundamilia nyererei, 7623 nucleotides. It is a transcript of the gene rxrba, whose product is annotated as retinoid x receptor, beta a. NCBI's taxonomy places the organism in Eukaryota, Metazoa, Chordata, Actinopteri, Cichliformes, Cichlidae. Gene Ontology annotation, cellular component: nucleus. The coding region runs from base 370 to 1782 and encodes 470 amino acids. Gene Ontology annotation, biological process: regulation of DNA-templated transcription. The transcript has 13 exons. The record is from RefSeq and is a predicted model, not a curated record. Gene Ontology annotation, molecular function: sequence-specific DNA binding; zinc ion binding; nuclear steroid receptor activity.
UCAGUGACAUGUGGGGCACAACACUCCGCACAGUCCACGUCCUGCUUUAAGAAGCAUGGGAAGCCAGCGUUGAGCUGUGAGAGAGCACUAAGCCAAAUCCUCCACCAUCAUCAUCAUGUUUUCAUCCUUGCAGGGGGAGGGAGGGUUGACUACGAGGCAAAGUGGGGGGGAGAGACAGACACACACGAGGCCUAGUCGCCACAUCUUUUCAUGCGGAGAAGCUGAGCCGCUAAACCAGCCGUUUUUGGGUUCCCAAAAAAACUCCGGCCCGGGCCUCAGUCCGCGGUCUAGAGUUUGAUAUCGGGCUGUUAGAGACGGAAGCACGUCGGCUUGUAGCUGUCAGUCAGCCCCUGUGCCCCAACCACCAUCAUGGGAGACAGCAGAGAUUCCCACAGCCCAGACAGUUCGUCUGUGUCCUCCCCACCUUCGGGCCAGCGCUCCCCUCCGCUGGUUCCCUCAGCUGCAGCUUCCAUGACCUCCCUUCCUCCCAUCACCACUGCCGGGGUCAAUAGCCCCAUCAGCAGCAUUGGUUCCCCCUUUUCUGUUAUCAGCUCUUCACUGGGGUCUCCCUGCCUACCUGGCACACCGUCAGUGGGUUACGGCCCAAUUAGCAGCCCCCAGAUCAACUCAACAGUGUCUAUGUCGGGGCUUCAUGCAGUGAGCAGCUCCGAUGAUGUGAAACCUCCACUGGGCUUGAAACAGCUGUCAUCUCACAGCCCUGGGCCGAUGCUUUCCCAGAAACGUCUUUGUUCCAUCUGUGGAGAUAGAUCCUCUGGUAAGCAUUAUGGAGUCUACAGCUGUGAGGGCUGCAAAGGUUUCUUCAAAAGAACUGUGCGAAAAGACUUGACCUACACCUGUCGGGACAAUAAAGACUGUAUUGUGGAUAAGAGACAGAGGAAUCGCUGCCAGUACUGCCGCUAUCAGAAGUGCCUGGCCAUGGGCAUGAAGAGAGAAGUGGCCAAGAUGAACGACAGAUCUGUCCAAGAGGAGCGGCAGAGGAACAAGGAUAGAGAUGGUGACGUGGAGUCGACCAGUGCAGUCAACGAGGAGAUGCCAGUAGAGAAGAUUUUGGAAGCAGAGAUGGCUGUAGAGCAGAAGACAGAGCUGCAUGCAGAUGGAAGUUCAGGCGGCAGCUCUCCCAACGAUCCAGUCACCAACAUCUGCCAAGCAGCAGACAAGCAGCUCUUCACGCUGGUGGAGUGGGCCAAGAGGAUCCCUCAUUUCUCAGAGCUGCCCCUGGAUGACCAGGUCAUCUUGCUACGUGCAGGCUGGAAUGAGCUCCUGAUUGCAUCGUUCUCCCAUCGCUCCAUCUCGGUGAAGGACGGGAUUUUACUUGCCACAGGCCUGCAUGUCCACAGGAACAGUGCCCACAGUGCAGGUGUUGGAGCUAUCUUUGACAGGGCGCACAAUGCCGAGGUUGGGGCCAUAUUUGACAGGGUUUUGACAGAGCUUGUUAGUAAAAUGAGAGACAUGCAAAUGGACAAGACAGAGCUGGGCUGCCUUCGAGCAAUCAUUCUCUUCAAUCCAGAUGCUAAGGGUUUGUCCAACUCCAGUGAGGUGGAGCUCCUAAGAGAGAGGGUGUACGCAUCUCUGGAGUCUUACUGCAAACAGAAAUAUCCCGAUCAGCAGGGAAGGUUUGCAAAGCUCCUCCUCCGGCUCCCGGCACUGCGCUCCAUCGGUCUGAAGUGCCUGGAGCACUUGUUCUUCUUUAAACUGAUUGGUGAUACGCCCAUUGACACCUUCCUGAUGGAGAUGCUAGAGGCGCCUCACCAGCUCACCUAGAGGAGGAGCCAGCUUUGUUCCGGUCAGGAUCCAGUGCACACCAGGAUUACCAACACGACCCCUCUGUUGGGUCAUUGGCUCUUCUUGUUCUUCCUCACUUAACUGCAGCACCUGCUGGUGGACACACAAAAACACACAUUCACCCUGGCUAAUUGUCUACACACACACGCAUGCAGAUACCUUAAAUUGCAACCAUGGAUUGACCUAUGAUGUAACUAAUACACAGAUAAUAUGGCUGUGAAAAUAAGUUUCCUAAUACUGAGACACACAGAUUUUCACUUGUUUUCCCAUAUCCAGUUUUCCUCCAUAGGGGUUAUGACUCAAGGAAUACAUGCCCUUUUUAUCUUAUAUAUACAGUAAAUGUCUUAAUUUUAAGUUAGCCUUCCGUUUUCCCAUCUUCAACUCACAGUGGGUUUUUGCUUCUGUGUAACUGGUGUACCUCCCCUGUUUUUACUUGGGUUACUGCCAGUUGCACCUCUGCAUAUUAUAUCCAUCACUAGCCGGUUAGUUAUUCAUGUUUGAUUUGAGCUUGAAAUCAGGUGCAUAGCAUUUCAAUCAACUGUCCAUCAUCAAAAGUUUUUUUUUUUUUGUUUUUUUGUCAGGAGGUGCCCUGUAAUGGACAGGCAGAAACACCCUCCCAACGAGCUCAUCCAAUCUUGUAAAAAUUGAAAUGUUUAAUGCUUUUUGUUCAUGCUGAAACUUGUUUAAGUUUCUAUUUUGAAGUACUGUACUCAUGAAAUGAGAGCUUUUUCCAAGGCUUUGAAAUCCAGGAAAAAGGGGGCUGGGAGGACUUUGAACAGCCAAACAUGGUCCUCCCCGCCCUGGUGCGCACAGUGGGCUUUGUAAGAAGAAUGACUUGAAUUUAUUUUCUUUUUCUUUUCUUUUUAAGUUUUAUUUUAUCCUUUUCUCUACUUUGGCAGAUGGUUUAAACAGCUUGAGGCUCACAGGAAGUACAGCUUCAUGCAAAAAAAAAAAAAGAGUAUUCAUUUAACUUCCCAUUCAUUUAACGGCUCCUCUUGCUGGUGGUCAUUUUUAUGCACUUUUGUGAAUUGUAACUGUGUAAAUGUUUCUGUUUCCUAGAAAUGACCAUCUCAGACAUCUAAGAUGAACUUGAAGGUACUAAGUGUAGGAUUUUCUUAUUGUUGUGUUAUUUUCAAAUCCCAUGUGGUGAUUUGUUAUAAAAAUUCAGUCACGUCCUGAACAAAUAAUAAUCAGAUUGGAUGUUGGAUUGGAUGCUAACCUCAAAUAUACUGACUAUAUUACCGUUACUGUCUUGACACGCAGCACAGUUGAACAUCUCCAUUUGUUACGGGUUUUUUGGGGGUUUUUUUUUUGGUUUUUUUAAAGGCAAAAAUAUUUUUUUAAUCGAUUGUGUGUUGAACACAAAAGAGGAAGAUUUGAAUUUCUCCCUGAGCAGUUCUGCAUGUAACUGAACGGUCUGUCUAAACUGAGUGGCCUGCAGCUCAGGGAGACUCUUCAGUAAAUUACCCAGCAGUUAUUGUAGUUUGAGAGGCAUGCUGUGCUGCACCCAUACUCUCUGUUAAAGCAGGGUUUGUGCAAUACAAAAGCAGCAGCUGAGAUUUGCAUAAUUUGUCCAUUGGCAUAAUUUUGCAGCCCACAGCUCGUUAUAGAUCUCGUGUUGAGGAUGGAGAUCGGUGAAGAUGCCCCCAUGUUUACAAAGAUCCUCGUGUAUGUCAUGUUUCUCCUGGAAUUAACUUGUGAUUAUAUGUAAUGGAAAUCCUACACCUACUACCUACUCUUUCAAAACUUUAUUCACUGUGUGUGGGCUCGGUGCUUGCAACCUUUUGUACAGUAGAUGUAAAUAAUAGAAAAAAUGGAGUCAUGUGAAAACAAAGGCCUGUUCACACUUGAGAACGUCAAAGAUGUGGCUCCACCAAACAAAUUAUAAAGCUCUAUUUUUAGCUGUUGAAUCAACAUUGGACUGGAUUCCCAUGUGACAACCAUUAAACCUUCACCAUUGAACCUUUUGGAGCCCAGGGCCAAACCACACCUCAAUGCUGCUUUUGCACCAACUUCUGCCAAUGUUUCCUGUAGUUCUUGGUAAUUGGUUGGCUGGAUUUUGUUGACAAUGGCACUUGACAUUUACUGUGAUUGAAAUUUGUGAGCAACUGAAUCUGAGAAUUACAGUGAAAAGUCAAAUGCAGCUACCACACGAUCAGGAGAUAAUAAAACUAUGAAUUAAACCGUCUACACGUGCUCAAAGGCGAGCAAUACUGGGGUACACAUAAAGAUUUGCUGCCAUUUUUGUUAGUAUUUAAGAGUGUUGACAUUCUGAAGUAUAUUUAGCCUUCUUUUUAGUCACCACAUUGAAUAGAAAUUAGAUACACAUUUUGCAGUAUCAUUCUACAGGGAAGAGGCACAAGUGUCCUCUACCAGGUGCUAAAUAACGAAUACGGUCUUUUCAUUUAAGACUUGCACAUUUACAUCAAUGCAAUUACAGUAUGCAAGUACACAGACAAAUCAGACAGCUGUUCUCCACUCUAGCUUAAAACUGAAUCUCCCUCUUGAAGUUUUCUUUUUUAUUUUUUUUUAAGACCCCGGCCUUUAUUUUAGUCUCCUUACUUUGGAAAAUGAAUACCAGCAAAGUGCUUGUACUUGUUGGCUGUGGCUGAUAAGGCUCUGUGCUCUACCAGUCACAGCCAGAGUUAGUUUGUUUUGUAAUUGUAGGAAGCAGUUUGCCUGGUGGAAGCAGUGGAAGUAGCUGUUGAAUUUUGGGGUCCGCCAGCUACCAGAAUGAGCAAAGAGCUUCCCGCCCUGCAAAUAGUCCAAAUACUACUUCUCAGAGAGGAUCCACGGCCUCCCCCAUGUGAUGUGGACAUAGAGGCUGGCAGUUGACCUGUAAAACAGGUGUUGUGUUUAACAUAUAAGUUGGUCUAACCUUAGAGUUUGGUUUUGUUUCACUUCUUCUUUUUCCUUGCAUACAAACGAUCAACUCAACAAAGUAGUCUCCAGAUGUCCAUUAAUUUCCUACAUGCAGAGAAAGCUCAUUCUCUUAUGCACCAUUGCUGACUCGUGUUAUGUAUUAGCAAGCAAAGCGAGAUGGUGAUAAGCUCAUGAUUUAGGUGAGAUGCACGAGCAUCUACCAGCAUUCUUGUACUGUAUAAGCUGUAGUAUGGUCUCAGUGCUUUAGUGACUUGAGGUGGUUCAGAUGAAAUAAUAGAGACUUGAGUGAUUCUGCAGCCAUUGAGCUUUGAAAUCUGUGGUCUGGACACAGGUUUGGUUAUCCUGAGACAGUUGGGCUGUGGAUUAGGUUUUACCUUAAACAAGCUUUUUUUUUUUCCUCAGUGUGCCGCUCAGAGAGUAUGCCGACUUCAGGAUGUGUGAUGGUGUGAAUAAUCUCCUCUUCUGGUUGGUUGAUAUCCUUGAAACUUUCUCUGCAGGAUUUUAGCUUUGGAGCUUCCUCUGUUGAAUGUUUAAGCCUGCUGCUACUGCACUGUGUUUAUACCUUGGGAUGGGAAUCAUUAUACAGCCAGUCACAGUGCUGCAGGGUUCACUAGCUGACAUUAAGUACUAGACACACAUGCAGAGUUGACUGAACGGAUGCCGAUUUCUGUUGGCGAUUCUUCAAAAGUCAAAAUAUGCAACUUGUAUACUCAUUGUGGUUCAACUUGUCAUGCAAUAUAUCUGUUGUGUUUCUGGCAUUAGUUCAUUUUAGCUUAGUCUGUUACAUAACUUAAUAUUAAUUGGCAGUAAAAUCAUUUAGGUAUUCCCAUCCCUCCAUAUAACAGCAAUGUAUUUAAGUUGUGCUAUGCUAUUUUUUCUUUUUAGAUUCCUUUACUUUUUGCUAUGAGCUUAGCAUUUAGAAGACUAUAAACAGAAACAGUAAAACGGCGAUACAGUCGUUGCAGGUUUUACGUGCUAAGGCGUUUCAAGCUUUCAGGCUGACUGUCCUGGCAAAAGCUGGUGGUUGGUUGGGUGUUUUUGUUUUUCAGCUUUUGUUUUAAGGUAUGUGUGUAAGGUUUUAUGCACAUGUGUAUGGAAUCUUCUGCAGCUGCGCCUUUUGACUGGCAGAAACUGUAGCUUUGGCUGUGACUUGCUGAGCGCUGUUAAAUAAAUUAGUUGCGUGAAAUAAUAAAAUGGUGCAGGAAAGGCAGCCAGGCUGGAGGGGUGAUGAACUCGCUCAUUGGCCCGAUCUGUCAGUACAGCCCAGCCUCCUUCCUGUACUGCCCCAUCUCCACUGCCUUUUUUUUUUUUUUUUUAACUUAACAUUCAGUCACCCACGUGGGCUGAAAAUUGUCGGGCUUUCCAUCUGAAUGGACUCGGACCGUUUGAAAAGGAUGUGAAGCUUAUCGUGGGACAAAGUGUAGGAGAGCUAUGGCGAAGGGAUCCCAUGGUGUGUGUCCCUCUUUGCUUACUGUACUUGACGGCAGAGCUGCGGCGAUCUGUGGUCUCCACCGAGGGGCCUCGGGAUUGCGCCGCACCGCCAAAAAUGUUUGUCGUUGCAACCUUGUGCACUCAAGGCAGACGCAUGCUGUGACCUUUUGACUGUGUAGCAGUAUUGUUGUCGCCAUCUUUGUUACAUUUUGAAAUGACUCUCUUUUGAGAAUAAAGACAUUGAUUAUAAAUAUGCUUUUUUUUUUCCCCCCCUGCGGGCUGUGACUGAAGAUUUGAUCACCGUGUCUGAUUGGACGUUUUAACCCAGGCGCCAAGGCCCCUCCUGUUUGAUCAGUGAGUGCUAAAGAGUGUGCUGUGCAGCCUCAAAACCGCCACCACCUUCACUGGUUUAUUUAUCACUGCCAAGCUGUUUGCAGCCAUUUUUAAAUGCAGGGCCACUCAGUCCCCAGCGCUUGUCUGUCAUGUCAUAUGUUGUGAUCGUGCAGAAUGUGCGCUCACCUCGGCCUGUCUGAUGCUUACUAACGGGGGCCCUAAUAGGAGUUGAAUGAUAGCACGUGUGGAGAGGGGACGUGCUGGUCACAGGAGAGAGUGGAUCAGUGUUGUGGACCCCUCUGGGUGCUCAAGCUGUGCAUUGGUGCUUAAUAGCCUGAAAAGAUCUGCUUUGGUUUAUGAAGGAGAGGGGAAUGCAUCGAUGAGUGAAAUUAGGAUAAGGAACGAUUUAAGAGGGCUAGCCUAGCCUAGUCCUGCACCUGCUCUUCUUAAGCUGGGUUUGGUUUGGUAUUUUUGCCGCUGGGUGUUACCUGUCUGGCUAAAAGUAGAUGUUUGAAAAGCUUUUCAGAGCUUAGAUUAUGAGGGAGAAAAUAUGGUUCUAACUUUAGAGAAAACAGUGCAUAGCCCACUAAAAUGCAUAGGUGUGGUGAGCAGGAUCUGGUUGCAUUAACUUGAUAGGAAGGAUCAGCUGAACUGGAUUUCUCCGCUGAAGGAGAAGGUGGUUGUGUUUGAGGUUGGAGGAACCGCGAAGAGUAGGUCAGAGAGCCGAGGAGGGAGGAGAAGAAGGGCAGGGACUUAAAGAACUCAGAUCAGGUGUUCGGUUGUUGAUCAAGAAGAAAAGCAGGAAAACUAUUUUCCAGUAGAUCUAGAAUCUUCCUUAAUUGUUUACUCUUCACUUUAAAAACUUCACACACAGUUUCUUUGUCUCGUUUCUUGUAUCAGUCUUUUCAAUCUAUGCUAUUCAUCUUUUGUUUAUUACAAAGUAUUAAACAAAUACGAGAAGUGUAAAAUCAGAAUGGAAGAAUCUGUCACUCGUUAUUAAUUUCUCUCUUUCUCUUGUGUCUGUUCGUUGUCCUGUUUGUAUCUUACUCCAUCGUACAUGUGGAGCUGAUUGACUAUUGUGUGCUUUGGGGAUUGAAAGAAGAAAAAAAAAAAGAAACUUUUUUUUCAGUCAUUAAUUCUGAAUCUCGUUUCUGUUUGUUGUAUCAUGAGUAA